Camellia sinensis is the source of this 4403-nucleotide messenger RNA. Lineage: Eukaryota; Viridiplantae; Streptophyta; Magnoliopsida; Ericales; Theaceae. The record is from RefSeq and is a predicted model, not a curated record.
AACUGUAGAGAGAGAGAGAGAGAGAGAGAGAGAGGCACCCAAAUUUGCAGCAGAACCUUUUGGGUUGGUUCUUCUUGGCAGUUCUCUCACAGAGCUGAAUCAAAAAGGGGGUGGUUUUCUGGGGUCUCGCGACCUUUUUUUUUUCCUUCUUAAAAUCUUCCCUUCUUAAAAUCUUCCCUUCUACUCACUCACUUAGUCACUACUCUCUCUCUCUCUCUCUCUCUCUCUCUCUCUGAAACUUCACAUUGUUCUUCUUUCAUUUUGGCUACAAUACUCUGCUUCAGCUUCUAUGCUUGGAUUUGUGUAGAAAACUGACCUUUACUUGAAUAUCUGAAGUGGGUUUAGCAUGCUAGUUUAGUGCUGUUUUAUAGAUAGAUAGAAUUAACCCCAAGCAAAAUGUUCACUGAUGGACUUGACAACAACAAUGCUCUUCGAUGGGUCAGAAAGGGUUCUGUUAAUCAGAAGGAGGAAGUUCCUUACUCAGUUUCAAAUCUACGACGACGAAUUGAUCCUCUUUCUAACGCCCAAAGUGGCGGCGAUCGAGGUUUUGGGUUACCUUCACCGUCAAAAUUCCGAUGUGGGCAUUUAUCUGGUGUAAUUCCAGUUUCAAGAGCUUUACCCACUGAUGUUGAUGAUAUUGGGUCUGCUUCUGACAAUGAUCUAACCACUGAUUCAGAGCAGACCUACGGUGGAAGAUACUCGCUUGAUUCUUCGUCACCACAAGAUGACGGAGAUCAUACUAAUGCUGCUUCAAAAAGAUACUAUAAUUCUGCACAGAGGCAAACCCGGUAUGCCAGUGAUUCUGUGUACUCAGGAGACGUUAGUUCGUCGAGGGAAACAAUUGGGAGAGGGAAUGGAAAUGUGGCAGAGAGAUUGAUGAGGGGAGCUAAUAGAUACCCGGUUGGAAGGAAUGGUUAUAGUGAGGAUGAUAUCUCUGAUUCUGCUGCAAGUUCUGAAUUUUCAAGCACACAAGUGGGUGGCGACACUGUGGGAGGGACUCGUGCGAGAGAGUAUGUUUCAGAGGGGUAUGCAUCGAAUGUUCCUUCUCGGACGAAUGUGGAAAGUGCUGCAGAAAAGGAUUCUCGUGUCAGAAAUUUGCCAAAUGAAAAGUUUUCUGACGAUGAUAUUCCCAGUGCACCUCUAUUUUGUGGUUCUUCCAGGGAAAUCAAGGAAGAUGCUGAACAACUUCCAACUUCUAGAGCACAAUACAAACCUUAUGUACCAUAUUCACAUGAUUUUUUGGCUAAAAAUGGCCCAGAUGCUUCUGAUAGCGUUUCUCCUCGGGUUGAACCAGAGGAUAAUACUGAAAAAAAGAUUCCUGACCAGCAUGUGAGGAGUGCUUCUGGUAUAGAAAGUGGUGCACCCUCAGGUUUAGUCCCUGCGCGCCUUCCAACUUUUCAUGCCAGCACUCAAGGGCCGUGGCACGCUGUGAUUGCGUAUGACGCUUGUGUUCGGUUGUGCCUUCAUGCUUGGGCGAAGCAAUGCAUGGAAGCUCCCAUGUUUUUGGAAAAUGAAUGUGCUCUGCUGCGAGACACAUUUAGUUUGCAGCAAGUGCUAUUACAAUCAGAGGAGGAAUUAUUGGUGAAGCGCUCGUCUGAGCAUGCCAGUGAGGGAACUGCCCGAAAACCGAAGAAAAUGGUUGGGAAGAUGAAGGUUCAAGUUCGUAGGGUGAAAAUGGCUCUGGACCCACCCACAGGAUGCAGUUUUUCUUCCAUUCCAAGACCAAAUAUAAAAAUGGAGUUUGUCCGAAAUCGCUUUUACAGUCUACGGUCAACACUAUCUUCUGGGUGGCAAGCACUUCAGAAAAUUUGUUUUGUUCCUCGUGUGCCUCCAAAUGGUUCUUUUUCACGCCAGAGCUUCGCUUAUGUGCAGGCCAGUACUCAUUAUGUGAAACAGGUCUCCGGACUUUUGAAAAUUGGUGUAACAACAUUGCGCAGCAGUUCAUCUUAUGAAGCUGUGCAAGAAACAUACUGUUGUUGUUUACGACUGAAAAGUUCAAGUGAAGAGGAUGCUAUUCGAAUGCAACCUGGAUCUGGUGAAACCCAUGUAUUCUUUCCAGAUAGCCUAGGAGAUGAUCUAAUCAUUGAAGUCAUGGAUUCUAAGGGAAAGCAAUAUGGUCGUGCCCUUGCUCAAGUGGCUACUAUUGCUGAAGAUCCAGGUGACAAGCUACGAUGGUGGUCUAUUUAUCAUGAGCCAGAGCAUGAGCUUGUUGGAAGACUACAACUCUAUAUAAAUUACUCAACAAGUUUAGAUGAAAAUAACCAUCUUAAGUGUGGCUCUGUUGCAGAAACCGUGGCAUAUGACCUGGUAUUAGAAGUUGCAAUGAAAGUUCAGCAUUUUCAACAAAGAAAUUUAUUGUUGCAUGGCCCAUGGAAAUGGUUACUAAAUGAAUUUGCAUCCUAUUAUGGGGUUUCAGAUGCAUACACUAGGCUAAGAUACCUUUCAUAUGUCAUGGAUGUGGCCACGCCCACUGCCGAUUGUCUCACACUGGUAUAUGAUCAUUUAUACCCUGUAGUUAUGAAGGGCCACAAUAAAAUCAUGUUAAGUCAUCAAGAGAAUCGAAUGUUAGGAGAAAUUGAGGAUCAAAUAAGCCAGAUUCUUGCUCUGGUUUUUGAGAACUAUAAAUCUUUGGAUGAGUCGGCACCAUCAGGAAUUAUGGAUGUUUUUAAGCCUGCAACUGGGCUUGCGGUGCCUGUAUUGGAGCCUGCUGUGAAACUGUUUACGCUUCUGCAUGAUAUAUUGUCUCCUGAGGCGCAGACUAAACUGUACAGCUAUUUUCAGGCUGCUGCGAAAAAGAGAUCGAGAAGGUACUUGACUGAGAUGGAUGAGUUUGUUUCCAGCAACAAUGAAGGCAUUUUGAUGGAUUCUGUUACCAUUUCCACUGCUUAUCAAAAGAUGAAAUCCCUUUGUUUGAAUAUCAGGAAUGAAAUUUUCACUGAUAUAGAGAUCCACAAUCAACAUGUACUUCCAAGUUUCAUAGAUCUUCCCAAUCUUUCCUCGGCCAUAUACAGUGCAGAACUUUGCAGUAGAUUGCGGGCAUUCCUCAUUGCAUGCCCUCCAACAGGCCCUUCGCCUCCUGUAGCAGAACUUGUCAUCGCAACUGCAGACUUUCAGAGGGAUCUUGCCAGAUGGAAUAUUAAACCUGUUAAAGGUGGAGUUGAUGCAAAAGAUUUGUUCCAUUUGUAUAUUAUGCUCUGGAUUCAAGAUAAACGCCUUUCUUUGCUCGAGUCAUGCAGAUUAGAUAAGGUGAAAUGGUCCGGAAUCAGGACACAACACUCGACAACACCUUUUGUUGAUGAGAUGUAUGAACGCCUGAAAGAAACAUUGAACGAUUAUGAAGUCAUCAUCUGUCGCUGGCCAGAAUACACUUUUGUUUUGGAGAAUGCCAUUGCUGACAUAGAGAAGGCAGUUGUGGAGGCCCUGGACAAGCAGUAUGCGGAUGUCUUGUCGCCAUUGAAGGAAAAUUUGACACCCAAGAAAUUUGGUCUCAAAUAUGUACAGAAGCUCACAAAACGAUCUGUGUGCCCCUACGUGGUCCCGGAUGAGCUUGGAAUUCUUUUGAAUUCCAUGAAGAGGAUGCUUGACAUAUUGCAGCCCAAGAUAGAACAUCAGUUGAAGUCAUGGGGUUCUUGCAUCCCUGAUAGGGGAAGCACAGCCCCUGGAGAGCGCCUCAGUGAAGUAACUGUGAUGCUUAGAACAAAGUUCAGGAAUUACCUGCAAGCAGUUGUGGAGAAGCUAGCAGAAAAUUCAAGGUUACAGAAUGCUACAAAGCUGAAGAAGAUUCUACAAGAUUCGAAAGAAACUGUGGGAGAAUCGGAUGUAAGAAGUCGAAUGCAAACACUGAAGGACCAGCUGACAUGUACAAUGAAUCAUCUCCAUACUAUCUUUGAGAGCCAUGUUUUCAUUUCGAUAUGUCGGGGCUAUUGGGAUCGGAUGGGACAGGAUGUUCUGAGCUUCUUGGAGAACAGGAAAGAGAACAGGUCGUGGUACAAAGGUUCAAGAAUUGCCAUCUCUAUUCUGGAUGACACUUUUGCAUCACAGAUGCAGCAGCUGCUGGGGAAUGCCCUUCAAGAGAAGGACUUGGAGCCUCCAAAAACUAUCAUUGAAGUUCGGUCAAUGCUUUGCAGAGAUGCUCCGAGUCACAAGAGCAACACAUACUUCUAUUAAACUUAAUUUUGUAUAUAGACAAGAGUGAGAAGAAGCCAUAGGUACAUAAGAGAGAGAGAGAGAACGAGAGAUAAGAGAGCUUGUUGGCAAAGCUGAAAAAGCAUAGGUUAUGCCAAUUUUAUAUAGCAGGGAAGCGUCUUGGCUUUUCUAGGUUGCCUAUCCACCCUCCUCGGAUGGUUUUAAUUAUGUGUUUUAAAAAAUAUAGAAUAGUUAUAAUUUCAUCUUUAUAUUUCCUA